AUGUCUUCACUUUUGAAACAAGCCGAGGAACUUGUUAAGACCUAUCCUGUUGAAGCAGAACAGAUAUAUAAGAAAAUUCUUGCACAAAAUGCUGGAAAUAAUGAUAAUUUGGCACGGGAUCAAGAACUUGCUCUUGUCAAGCUCGGUGAACUUUAUCGGGAUUAUAGAAAACCCAAUGAUUUAUCAAAUUUGAUACGUUCUUCCCGAACUUUUAUGGCGUCAAUCGUGAGAGCAAAAACUGCUAAAAUCGUAAAGACGUUGAUUGAUCUGUUCUCCGAAAUUCCCGAUUCACUACCUCUCCAAAUCGAAAUUUGCAAGGAGACAAUUGACUGGAGCGUACAAGAAAAGCGAAUUUUCUUAAAACAAUCUUUAGAGACUCGUUUAGUAGCUUUGUAA
Funneliformis mosseae is the source of this 396-nucleotide messenger RNA. The record is from the annotation of a GenBank genome assembly. Lineage: Eukaryota; Fungi; Glomeromycota; Glomeromycetes; Glomerales; Glomeraceae.